Empidonax traillii (willow flycatcher) is the source of this 2444-nucleotide messenger RNA. RefSeq names its product muskelin 1 (gene MKLN1). The transcript has 18 exons. The record is from RefSeq and is a predicted model, not a curated record. Bases 27 to 2234 code for a protein of 735 amino acids. Lineage: Eukaryota; Metazoa; Chordata; Aves; Passeriformes; Tyrannidae. Gene Ontology annotation, molecular function: protein binding. Gene Ontology annotation, cellular component: cytoplasm.
CUGCCGGGGCCGCUGCUGACAACAAGAUGGCGGCGGCGGCGGCGAGUCCGGCGGGCGCCGAGAGCCGCGUCUUGGGCUACAGCCUGCACCGCUGGAGCAGCUUCUCCUCCACGUACCUGCCCGAGAAUAUCUUGGUGGAUAAGCCAAAUGAUCAGUCCUCAAGGUGGUCUUCAGAGAGCAAUUAUCCCCCCCAGUAUUUGAUUCUGAAACUUGAAAGACCUGCCAUAGUCCAGAGCAUCACAUUUGGCAAAUAUGAGAAAACACAUGUCUGCAAUUUAAAGAAGUUUAAGGUUUUCGGUGGGAUGAAUGAGGAGAACAUGACAGAUCUCUUAUCCAGUGGCUUAAAGAAUGAUUAUAACAAAGAAACAUUCACCUUGAAGCAUAAAAUUGAUGAACAGAUGUUCCCCUGUCGAUUCAUUAAGAUAGUUCCGCUCUUGUCCUGGGGGCCUAGCUUCAAUUUUAGUAUCUGGUAUGUUGAACUUAAUGGCAUUGAUGAUCCAGAUGUGGUCCAGCCAUGCCUCAACUGGUACAGCAAGUACCGUGAACAGGAAGCCAUUCGCCUUUGCCUAAAGCAUUUUCGGCAGCACAACUACACCGAGGCUUUCGAGUCGCUGCAGAAGAAAACCAAGAUUGCUCUGGAGCACCCCAUGCUGACAGACCUCCACGACAAGCUGGUGUUGAAGGGAGACUUUGAUGCCUGUGAAGAACUGAUAGAAAAAGCUGUGAACGAUGGCUUAUUCAAUCAGUAUAUCAGUCAGCAAGAGUACAAACCUCGCUGGGGGCAGAUUAUCCCCAAAAGCACCAAAGGUGAUGGGGAAGACAGUCGACCAGGGAUGAGAGGUGGCCAUCAGAUGGUUAUAGAUGUGCAGACAGAAACUGUUUAUUUGUUUGGUGGCUGGGAUGGAACUCAGGAUCUGGCUGACUUCUGGGCGUACAGUGUGAAGGAAAACCAGUGGACCUGCAUAUCCAGGGAUACUGAGAAAGAGAGUGGUCCCAGUGCCAGAUCUUGUCACAAGAUGUGCAUUGACAUCCAGCGAAGGCAGAUCUACACGCUGGGCCGUUAUCUGGAUUCCUCUGUGAGGAACAGCAAGUCCCUGAAAAGUGACUUCUAUCGCUACGACAUUGACACCAACACUUGGAUGUUACUGAGUGAGGACACUGCCGCUGAUGGAGGCCCCAAGCUGGUGUUUGAUCAUCAGAUGUGUAUGGAUUCUGAAAAACACAUGAUCUACACCUUUGGAGGCCGAAUCCUGACCUGCAAUGGCAGUGUGGAUGACAGCAGAGCCAGUGAGCCACAGUUCAGCGGGUUGUUUGCCUUCGACUGCCAGUGUCAGACGUGGAAACUUCUGCGAGAGGAUUCCUGCAAUGCUGGACCCGAGGAUAUCCAGUCCCGGAUAGGACACUGUAUGUUGUUCCACUCUAAAAAUCGCUGCUUGUACGUGUUUGGUGGCCAGAGAUCAAAGACUUACUUGAAUGACUUCUUCAGUUACGAUGUGGACAGUGACCACGUGGACAUUAUAUCCGAUGGCACCAAGAAAGAUUCAGGGAUGGUUCCAAUGACAGGUUUCACUCAAAGGGCCACCAUUGAUCCGGAACUGAACGAAAUCCAUGUCUUGUCAGGGCUCAGUAAAGACAAGGAGAAGCGGGAAGAGAAUGUGAGGAAUUCAUUCUGGAUUUAUGACAUUGUGAGGAACAGCUGGUCAUGUGUCUAUAAGAAUGACCAAGCAGCAAAAGAGAAUCCAGGUAAAAGCCUUCAGGAGGAGGAGCCCUGCCCAAGGUUUGCCCAUCAGCUGGUGUACGAUGAGUUGCACAAGGUUCAUUACUUAUUUGGAGGCAAUCCUGGUAAAUCCUGCUCUCCAAAGAUGAGAUUAGAUGAUUUCUGGUCUCUGAAGCUCUGUCGACCUUCAAAGGAAUACCUGUUAAGACACUGCAAAUACCUCAUAAGAAAGCACAGGUUUGAAGAAAAAGCUCAGACUGACCCUCUUAGUGCACUGAAGUACCUGCAGAAUGACCUGUAUGUGACUGUGGAUCACUCGGACCCCGAGGAGACAAAAGAGUUUCAGCUUCUUGCCUCAGCAUUAUUUAAGUCUGGCUCGGAUUUCACGACUCUUGGAUUUUCAGACGUUGACCACACGUAUGCCCAGAGAACUCAGCUGUUUGACACGCUAGUCAACUUCUUUCCAGACAACAUGACCCCUCCUAAAGGCAACCUGGUGGACCUCAUCACGCUGUAACGGAGCAAUCACUGGACACGUGGCAGAGGAAGAGAGCAUCCAUUUUCAGUAUUUUAAUUUUUUUACUGCAUUGAUUGACUGCUGGGAUGAAGUUAAUAUAGUAACCCCGAGGUGUUUGAAAGGGGUUUUAUACUUGUAUGGUGAAUCCCUGGAGCUUUUCCCUUGGAGUAGGUUAAUAAAAUGUAACUGACGUACUUCUGACUAAAUAUA